GAGGGCUGGGAACAGAUUGGUGUUGGUGUUAGGACAUCUGCACAUCCCACACCGCUGCAACAGGCUGCCAGCUAAAUUAAAAAAGCUCCUGGUGCCCGGAAAGAUUCAGCACAUCCUUUGCACUGGAAAUCUUUGCACCAAAGAAAGCUGUGACUAUCUCAAAACUCUAGCUGGCGAUGUUCACAUUGUGAGAGGAGACUUUGAUGAGAAUCUAAAUAAUCCAGAACAGAAGGUUGUGACUGUGGGACAGUUCAAAAUUGGUUUGAUCCAUGGCCAUCAAGUUAUCCCCUGGGGAGAUAUGGCCAGCUUAGCCCAGUUGCAGAGGCAGAUUGAUGUGAACAUUCUUAUCUCGGGGCACAUGCACAAAUUUGAAGCAUUUGAGCACGAAAAUAAAUUCUACACUAACCCAGGUUCUGCCACUGGAGCAUAUAAUGCCUUGGAAACAAAUAUUAUUCCUUCAUUUGUGCUGAUGGAUACCCAGGCUUCUAUUGUUGUCACUUACGUGUACCAGCUAAUUGGAGAUGACGUGAAAAGCACCGUGUCCAGGGAUACCACCCAACCACCAUACCACGCCCCCACACUUCUGGCACACCCUGGUGGUCUCACCACAACACUGCACCCCCCGGAGGUACUCCAGGGCCACUAA
Elephantulus edwardii (Cape elephant shrew) is the source of this 646-nucleotide messenger RNA. Its product is annotated as vacuolar protein sorting-associated protein 29-like. Gene Ontology annotation, biological process: intracellular protein transport; retrograde transport, endosome to Golgi. The record is from RefSeq and is a predicted model, not a curated record. The transcript is spliced from 2 exons. Gene Ontology annotation, cellular component: retromer complex; endosome. Lineage: Eukaryota; Metazoa; Chordata; Mammalia; Macroscelidea; Macroscelididae. The annotation marks the transcript as partial.